AUGUUUCACCGCCCCACCUCAUUUGUGUGCCGCAGAGUGGCUACUGUGGCUGCAACAGGCCUUGCAACAGAAAAACAACAAGGAGUCCAUCAACAGAGUGCGGAAGGUAACUCUAAACCUGACACAAAACACAAGCAGAUCUUCUUGGAUAAGUUCCGCGAGCGGCUCGCCAAUGACACAACAGGCAAAAACACACUUGAGGAUUUCCUUGAUAUUCCCGAAGGGCUCCCACCAACUGCCGCGGCAGUGGGUCCCCUGAAACGCGGAGAGGAGCCGCUGCCACCGUGGCUAAAGCUUAAGGUUCCAAAGGGAUUGUCGCAGCGGCCGCGCUUCAACAGAAUCCGGAAGUCUAUGCGCGAGAAGCGACUGGCAACAGUGUGCGAAGAGGCCAAGUGCCCCAAUAUUGGCGAGUGCUGGGGUGGUGACGAGGAGGAGGGGACCGCGACAGCGACCAUCAUGGUGAUGGGGACGCACUGCACACGCGGCUGCCGCUUCUGCUCCGUUCUGACAAGCCGCAAGCCACCGCCACUCGACCCUCAGGAGCCCGAGAAGGUAGCCACCGCCGUGGCGGAGAUGGGUGUCGACUAUAUCGUAAUGACAAUGGUGGACCGCGACGACCAGCCCGACGGUGGCGCGUCCCACGUCGUGCGUUGUGUCAACGCAAUUAAGAAAAAGAGCCCCCACGUUCGGCUUGAAGCGCUGGUGGGCGACUUUCACGGAAGUCUUGAACUUGCUGAGAUGGUUGCCUCGUCACCCCUUAGCGUGUUUGCGCAUAACAUUGAGUGCGUCGAGCGCAUUACGCCCAAUGUGCGCGAUCGUCGCGCCACAUACCGUCAAUCCCUCAAAGUGCUAGAGCAUGUAAACGUCUUUACCAAGGGCGCUAUGCUCACGAAGAGCAGCAUCAUGCUUGGUCUCGGUGAGGAGGAAGAAGAGGUGCGGCAGACCCUCCGUGACCUGCGCAAUGCGGGUGUGUCGGCGGUUACGCUCGGCCAGUAUCUGCAGCCGGCACGUACACGCCUGAAGGUUAGCCGCUACGCACACCCAAAGGAGUUUGAGAUGUGGGAGAAGGAAGCGAUGGCAAUGGGCUUCUUGUACUGCGCCUCUGGCCCGCUGGUACGUAGCUCUUACCGAGCGGGUGAAUACUAUAUAAAAAAUAUUCUGAAGAAUCGUGAAUCUGCUGCUGCUGCUGCUGCGACUUCUACUGCUUCGGAUGCUGCCUGUGUGACCUCUGACUGCCGAGAAGGACGGUUGAAUUAA
Molecule: messenger RNA, 1257 nt
Organism: Trypanosoma grayi
Lineage: Eukaryota; Euglenozoa; Kinetoplastea; Trypanosomatida; Trypanosomatidae
Product: putative lipoic acid synthetase, mitochondrial precursor
Exons: 1
Coding region: 1-1257 (418 amino acids)
Biological process (GO): lipoate biosynthetic process
Cellular component (GO): mitochondrion
Molecular function (GO): lipoate synthase activity; 4 iron, 4 sulfur cluster binding
Source: RefSeq, a predicted model, not a curated record